AUGAGCUACGAUCCAGAAAAGAAUAUUGCUUUGGCAGCAGAGAAGAACUCACUCAACUCUUAUGAAGUUAACUCGCCCACCUCGGCUAGCGAUGCCGAGGUCCACGACGCCCACGUCCACAUCAUUGACCGUUGGGCCCACAAGUUGGGUGCAGAGACUAAAGGUCUCGACUUGGUCACCGACGAAGAGAAAACCGAUACCUCCUUGUGGAAUUCAGCCUCCAUGUGGCUCAGUGCCAACUUGGUCAUCGCCACUUUUGCUCUUGGUGCAUUGGGUAUCACCGUGUUUGACCUUGCGUUUGGCCAAGCAGUCUUGGUCAUUAUCUUUUUCAGUGCGUUGGGUAACUUCACCGUUGCCUACUUUUCAUGUUUUGGUCCGCCAUUGGGAUUGAGACAAAUCAUCUUGUCGAGAUUCAUGAUUGGUGAUAUCCCCGUGCGUAUCUUUAGUUUUAUAAAUGUUGUUGCCUGUGUGGGUUGGGGUGCUGUGAAUAUCAUGUCAAGUGCUCAAUUGUUGCACAUUGUUAACAACGGCUUAUUGCCUCCCUGGGCUGGAUGUUUGAUCUUGGUUGUGUGCACCAUCUUGGUCACCUUCUUUGGCUACCACGUGAUCCAUCUUUACGAGAAAUGGGCUUGGGUGCCAAAUUUCGCCAUCUUUAUUGUCAUCAUUGUCCAAUUUGCCAGAAGCGGCACCUUUUCCAGCGAUGCAUUUGUCGGUGGCGAAACUACUGCCGGUAAUGUCUUGAGUUUUGGCGGUACCGUAUUUGGUUUCGCUACUGGUUGGACCUCUUACGCCUCAGAUUAUACUGUUUACCAACCAAGAAACGCAAACUUGGUCAAGAUCUUUUUUGCCAUUUUCUUGGGUCUCUUUUUGCCAUUGGUUGCUACAUUGAUCUUGGGUGCUGCUUGUGCAACCGGUAUCGCGAAUAAGCCAGAAUGGGCUCAACUCUAUGCCGAAAACUCAGUUGGUGGCUUAGUUUACGGUAUUUUGGUUGUUGAUUCAUUGCACGGAUUUGGACAAUUUUGUUGUGUUGUGUUGGCCUUAUCAACCGUUGCCAAUAAUAUCCCAAAUAUGUACUCAAUGGCCUUGAGUGCACAAACUUUCUGGUCACCAAUGGCCAAAGUUCCUCGUAUUGUUUGGACUUUUGUAGGUAAUGGUGCUACCUUGGCUAUCUGUAUCCCAGCUUACUACAAGUUUGAAUCCGUGAUGGAGAAUUUCAUGAACUUGGUCUCGUACUACUUGGCCAUUUACGAAUCCUUGAUGUUGAGUUCGCAUUUUAUCUGGCACAAGGGUAACUUUAGAGCUUACGACUACACCCAAUACCAAAACAAGCAAGCAUACCCAAUUGGAUUAGCAGGAACCUUUGGUUUCUGUUGUGGUGUGGCCGGUGUUGUUGUCGGUAUGAACCAAACAUGGUACUCUGGUGUCAUUGCUAAACAAAUUGGAGACUACGGUGGAGAUAUUGCAUUCGAGUUGGCAUUUGCAUUUGCAUUCAUUGGUUUCAAUAUCACCCGAUAUUUCGAAAAGAAAUAUAUCCGUUAG
This is a messenger RNA of Lodderomyces elongisporus, 1539 nucleotides long. It is a transcript of the gene FCY21, whose product is annotated as purine-cytosine permease. Gene Ontology annotation, cellular component: plasma membrane; fungal-type vacuole membrane. NCBI's taxonomy places the organism in Eukaryota, Fungi, Ascomycota, Pichiomycetes, Serinales, Debaryomycetaceae. The record is from RefSeq and is a predicted model, not a curated record. The coding region runs from base 1 to 1539 and encodes 512 amino acids. Gene Ontology annotation, biological process: cytosine transport; transmembrane transport. The transcript has a single exon. Gene Ontology annotation, molecular function: nucleobase transmembrane transporter activity.